AUGGAUGAGAGAGGGCGGCGGGUGGCAGGGGGCGCGGGGUGGUGCGGAUCGAUGGGCGGCGGGUGGCGUCAGUCGCGGCCGGCGCGCCGCGCGGUGCUGAGGUGUCGCCCCCGCGCCGACCGCCGGCCGGCGCUAGGCGCCGCUCCGCCGCAGUACCAGGUGUGGGUGUGUGUGUAUUGGACUCACACCGGCGAGUGCCCGUAG
Messenger RNA from Arctia plantaginis, 204 nucleotides. The record is from the annotation of a GenBank genome assembly. Lineage: Eukaryota; Metazoa; Arthropoda; Insecta; Lepidoptera; Erebidae.